Salvelinus namaycush (lake trout) is the source of this 357-nucleotide messenger RNA. RefSeq lists its product as uncharacterized. The transcript has 2 exons. The record is from RefSeq and is a predicted model, not a curated record. The coding region runs from base 1 to 357 and encodes 118 amino acids. Lineage: Eukaryota; Metazoa; Chordata; Actinopteri; Salmoniformes; Salmonidae.
AUGGACAGGGACUCCGCUGUCCUAGCAUCAGGGGGAAGCUGUUUCCACCAUUGGGGUAUAAGAACAGAGAAGAGCUUUGACUGCGCUGAGCAGGAGCUGACCUCCCAUAAGGGUGGGAGGGCCAAGAGACCAGAGUCGGUCAUGGCGGGGGCCUUCAUGGACUCGCCCAAUGAUGACGACAGCACGGACCACUCACUUUUCAACUCCUCGGCCAGCGUCCACGCCGCCUCUAUGGCGGCCCAUGACCAGCCGGAGCGGGAGCCCAUGUCCCGCGACGCCAUCUGGCUUUGGAUUGCAAUCACCGCCACCAUAGGGAACAUUGUGGUCGUGGGAGUGGUGUACGCUUUCACUUUCUGA